AUGAAUUAAUAGAAAUAGUACACGUGCUAAGAUAUUUCUCAUGAAAAUGAUGACAUCUAAGGACAUUGUUUAAAUUUUGGAUGCAAAGAUUCAAAAUCUUAGUUUUGUCUUUAAUGCGCUGCUGAUCCAAUGAAACACACUAAUUGUAAAAAAGACCUUAAAGGAUUUGGUUAGAUCUAAAAUCUUAUAACCAAAUCCAAAGAAAAUCUUAACAAUUUAGGAGAUUAAUUGAAUAAAUCCUUUGCUUAAGUUAAAACUAAAUUUGAAGAAUAUUAAAAAUAAAUUGAAAAGAUGAACAAAUAAUUAAUUAAGAUAUCUGAAUAUUUAUCAUAAUAAGAAUAUCAAUAAAUAAAAGAAAACUUAUAGUCAAUUAAGGAAUGGUAUCAAUAUUUGAAUAAUUAGGAUGAGAUCACAAAGUAGAAUUAAAUUGGUAUUUUUAUAUAAUUUUUAAAUUUAUAAGAACUUAAUUAAUCAAUGUUAAAAGAAUGAUAAAAGCAUUUCAUUCAGAUUACUAAUAAUAAUAAUCAUCCAAAGAUUUAGAUUUAAAAUAAGAUUUUGACAUUCAACUUCAUUCAGGUAUUUGAUCCAAUAAAUAAUAAAUAGGAAUAGAAUUACUAAAUAAAUAGAAAUGGCAAUAAGCCUAUGAGCUUUUAUCUCAAAGUCUAAAGUAGUUGGAGAAGCAAUAAUCGUUUGCUACUUUCUUUUAAUGUACCUUAUUAAAUUGUUUAUAAAGUUAAAAAUCAAAUAAAAACACUAAAAUUGUGAAUGUUUAUUUGCUUGUACAUACACUAUUUUUGUUCUAGUCUUGUUCUGAAGGUUGGCAAUAAUGCAAUUUUUUGCGUUAGUUUUGUUCUGCAAGUGUCUCAAUGCGAAGCUGA
Paramecium sonneborni is the source of this 878-nucleotide messenger RNA. The record is from the annotation of a GenBank genome assembly. Lineage: Eukaryota; Ciliophora; Oligohymenophorea; Peniculida; Parameciidae.